This is a messenger RNA of Haemonchus placei, 996 nucleotides long. NCBI's taxonomy places the organism in Eukaryota, Metazoa, Nematoda, Chromadorea, Rhabditida, Trichostrongylidae. The record is from the annotation of a GenBank genome assembly.
AUGGACAUGGAAAAAGAAGCAGAGGGAGCUCGGAAACGUCGCCAACAACGUCACAAAUCCAGAAAAGAUAAGGUUGCACGUGAGAAAGAACCCGAACUGAUGGGCACACAGCGAACGGCAUCCUUCAAUGAUCUGCAAUUCCAAGAUAGUAAAAUGGAGUUCAAGUCGGAGGAGAAAGGUCCAUCUGGCUCUGACAGUGGGUCUGCUGAAAGGAAGAGACGGGAAAGAGAAAAAAGUCAUCUCGAUAUCGAUGAACGAACUGCUCUCAAAGAGUUGUCCAAGCUUUAUCGCGACCUUCUGGAACGGUUCGAAGAGCUACGGCAAAAGCAGGAGGCUCAGAUGAGUGCUGAAUCGGACAGCACUCGACUUCGCCGACUGGCCAAGACGGACCCUUCGGUAAAAGACGUUCUGCAGGAUCUCGUUGAAAAUAUCAAAAAAGCUCUACAUGAUUUCAAGACAUGUGCUGUACGUACUGCCACCCACAUCGUUUUCAACGUACGAAGACCACCUCCAUCAUACUUUGGUGUAACUCCAAAGGUUGGAAUGCUCGCUCCACAACAGACCACGACCAUCUUCAUGACGUUCAGUGGACGUUGCUCAAGAAUACCAGAUGAUCUAGUGUGGUUAUACAGCAUCUAUCAGUUAGAGAUCGACGAAAACGCUGCCAGUGGAAUAAAGACCGAGAAGUUCUCCACGAAGACCAUUCGCAGGGUCUGGCAACUUAUCGGUUCUGAAGACGUAGCAAACGUUCUACAUUUGGCAUGUGUCUUUUUUCAUGACAGCAAAAAAGGUCGUUGCCUCCGACGGCAUACGGUAAGGCCAGUGCCCGAGCUUGACGAGGCAGGAAUGCUUGGCGAAAUAGCAUAUGCUUUUUUCCAACAAAAUCACGAGACCAACCUUGAAAGCGAUCGUUUAGUGGACGAGGAGGAGUACGACCCAGACCUCCACGACGAUCAAAGCGAAGAUCUUCCGAGUGCAAACGAGGGAGAUUUCUGA